This is a messenger RNA of Nerophis lumbriciformis (worm pipefish), 3030 nucleotides long. NCBI's taxonomy places the organism in Eukaryota, Metazoa, Chordata, Actinopteri, Syngnathiformes, Syngnathidae. The record is from RefSeq and is a predicted model, not a curated record.
ACAACUCUGUCAAUGUCUGACGACGGAGAGCUCGAAGGCGACGGCCGCGAGAAAGAGCGUCGCUCCAAGUCUCCUUCUCCGUCUUUGUGUCUCCCACAAGGAUCACCUUCCUGUCGGCGGCCCCCGGAUCUCUUUUCCUCGGCCUCUCCGCUCCUAGAAGACACGGACCCCCCGUACCUGGCUUCACCGGAGUGUCUUCACUCGUCACCGGAUAACCGAGAGCCCCACGACUCCCCUCACCUCACGCCGUCAAAGUUCCGCAACCACGCGGGGGACUCUCCGAGCCAGUACGGGCAUCUCGACGUGGUGUGCGAGCACUACGACCAGCAGCUGCCCCACUGGAAGGGACGCGGCCCCGGGAGCGACGGGAGCCUUCAGCACCGCGGACAGAGAUCCCACAGAGCCCAAGAGUCAUCGGAAUAUGGGAACCACCACGCCAAUGAGCACAUGAACACCGAGCUCAACUCCGACUCCCGGCAAUCGGUGGAGGUGAUGCACCGUCGCCACACCACACUGAGGGAGAAGGGGCGUCGCCAAGCAGUCCGGGGCCCAGCCUACAUGUUCAAUGAGCGCGGUUCAGCUCUCACUGCAGAAGAGGAACGAUUUUUAGAUGCUGCAGAGUAUGGGAAUAUUCCUGUAGUACGUAAAAUGUUAGAAGAUUCCAAAACUCUCAACUUUAAUUGUGUGGACUACAUGGGCCAGAAUGCAUUGCAGCUGGCUGUAGGAAAUGAGCAUCUGGAGGUAACUGAGCUGCUCCUGAAAAAGGAUGGCUUGGCAAGGAUUGGAGACGGCCUCCUUCUGGCUAUUUCCAAGGGUUACGUUCGUAUCGUCGAAGCCAUCCUUGGACACCAUGCCUUCGGUGGGGGUCUCCGUUUGGCUCUGAGUCCCCUAGAGCAGGAGAUGCGUGAUGACGACUUCUACGCUUAUGACGAGGAUGGGACACGCUUUUCGCAUGAUGUCACACCCAUUAUUCUGGCUGCUCACUGCCAAGAGUACGAGAUAGUCCAUAUUCUUUUGACCAAAGGGGCUCGCAUUGAGAGACCUCAUGACUACUUCUGCAAGUGCUUAGAGUGUGUGGAAAAACAGAAAAAAGACUCAUUCAGCCAUUCACGCUCAAGGAUGAAUGCUUACAAGGGUCUGGCAAGUGCAGCUUAUCUGUCACUCAGCAGUGAAGAUCCAGUAUUGACCGCCCUGGAGCUCAGCAACGAACUGGCUAGACUGGCCAACAUUGAGACAGAGUUUAAGAAUGAUUACCGUAAGCUGUCCAUGCAGUGUAAAGACUUUGUGGUGGGGGUGCUGGACCUUUGUCGGGACACGGAGGAAGUGGAAGCCAUUGUGAACGGCGAUGUUGACCUGUGUCCGCCAAGCCCCUACAACCGUCCCUGCCUCAGCCGUGUCAAACUGGCUAUCAAGUAUGAAGUGAAGAAGUUUGUGGCCCAUCCGAAUUGUCAACAGCAGCUCCUGACUAUUUGGUAUGAGAACCUUCCUGGUCUCCGGCAGCAGUCAAUUGGGGUUAAAUGCUGGACUGUGCUGGGGGUGACUGUUGGUCUACCGUUCUUAGCUGUUGCCUACUGGAUCAUGCCAUGUAGCAAGCUGGGUCAGAUACUCCGGAGCCCAUUCAUGAAAUUUGUGGCUCAUGCUGUUUCCUUCACCAUCUUCCUGGGACUCCUGGUUGUCAACGCCUCUGACCGCUUUGAGGGUGUCAAGAACCUGCCCAAUGAGACCAUCACAGACCACCCACGGCAGGUGUUCCGAGUCAAGACCACUCAAUUUUCCUGGACAGAAAUGCUGAUCAUGAAGUGGGUGUUGGGUAUGAUUUGGUCUGAGUGCAAGGAGAUCUGGAGCGAUGGUCCCAGAGAGUACAUCAUGCACCUGUGGAAUGUUCUGGACUUUGGCAUGCUCUCCAUCUUCGUGGCGUCCUUCACAGCACGGUUCAUGGCAUUCCUCAAGGCGUCCAAAGCCCAGAAAUACGUGGACAUGCAUGUGCCUGAUGAAGACCUCAGCAAUGCCUCGCUUCCUGACGAGAUUGCCUACUUUACAUUCGCCAGGAACAAGUGGCGCCCUUCAGACCCCCAGAUCAUCUCGGAGGGUCUGUACGCCAUUGCGGUUGUGCUGAGCUUCUCGCGCAUCGCCUAUAUCCUCCCAGCCAACGAGAGCUUUGGCCCCCUGCAGAUCUCGCUGGGACGCACAGUCAAAGACAUCUUCAAGUUCAUGGUCAUCUUCAUCAUGGUGUUUGUGGCCUUCAUGAUUGGCAUGUUCAACCUGUAUUCUUAUUACCUGGGAGCCAAGUACAAUCCAGCCUUCACCACAGUCGAGGAGAGUUUCAAGACUCUAUUCUGGUCAAUCUUCGGGUUAUCUGAAGUGAUCUCAGUAGUGCUGAAGUAUGAUCAUAAGUUCAUAGAAAACAUUGGUUAUGUGCUGUAUGGGGUCUACAACGUCACCAUGGUGGUCGUUCUUCUCAACAUGCUCAUUGCCAUGAUAAACAGCUCCUACCAGGAAAUUGAGGAGGACGCUGACGUGGAAUGGAAGUUCGCUCGGGCUAAGCUGUGGCUCUCCUACUUUGAUGAGGGCCGCACUUUGCCCGCCCCCUUCAACCUGGUUCCCAGCCCAAAAUCCUUCUACUACCUGGUCCUGCGCAUCAAGUCAGGCUUGUUAGGAAUAUGCAAUGUGAGCAGACAACCACACCGCAAUGAAUUGGAGCUUGGUAUGCUGAACUCUCAGGCCAAGGGGGAACACUUCAGGUCCUACUUGCCCCCGGGAGAGGAUUUUCAGAAUUUAUCCAGAAAUUCUAGAAAACAUCCAACCAGAUAUGAGAAGAUCAUGAAGCGACUCAUUAAGCGUUAUGUUCUAAAGGCCCAAGUGGACCGAGAGAGUGAUGAAGUCAACGAAGGUGAGCUGAAGGAAAUCAAGCAGGACAUUUCCAGCCUUCGUUACGAGCUGCUGGAAGAGAAGUCAGAGGCUGCUGGGGAGCUGUCUCUGCUGAUUCAGCAACUGGGCGAGAAAUUUGGCAAGAACACCAUGAGGCACUGA